AUGCACCCGGAGGCCGCCGAACCGGCGGAGGAUGGGCCGGCGGAGCCCGCUUGCGCGCCAGAGCUCGGCGUGGAGGAGUCCGCGGGCGACCACCCUGACGCGGGCCAAGGGGUCCGCAAGGAAGAAAUUAGCGAUCCUAAGGAAAUAUGUGUGGGUUCUUCUGACACACCCUACCAAAGCCAGCAGCAACAGAGUGGUGACAGUGGAUCAGAUAGUCACUUAGCCCACCCAAGAGAUGACAGGGAAGAUCGAGGCCCCAGAAUGACUAAACAGUUCCUGCAAAAACUCUGCAAGCAGCACAAGCUUUACAUUACCCCUGCACUGAAUGAUACGCUGUACUUACACUUUAAAGGCUUUGACCGCAUUGAGAACCUGGAGGAGUACACGGGCCUACGCUGCCUCUGGCUGGAGUGUAAUGGGAUACAGAAGAUCGAGAACCUGGAGGCACAGACAGAGUUGCGCUGCCUCUUCCUGCAGGUGAACUUGCUUCAUAAAAUCGAGAACCUGGAGCCUCUGCAGAAGCUGGAUGCACUCAACCUCAGCAACAAUUACAUCAAGACCAUUGAGAACCUCUCCUGCCUCCCAGUCCUGAACACACUGCAGAUGGCGCACAACCACCUGGAGACUGUGGAAGACAUCCAACACCUCAGGGAGUGCACCAAACUUUGCGUCCUUGACCUUUCCCACAACAGGCUGGGUGACCCGGAGAUCCUGAGCGUCCUCGAGAGCAUGCCCAAUUUGCGUGUGUUGAACUUGAUGGGAAACUCAGUGAUUAAGCACGUCCCUAAUUACCGAAGGACUGUCAUCGUUCGACUGAAGCACUUGACAUACCUGGAUGACAGACCAGUUUUUCCAAAGGACAGGGCAUGUGCAGAGGCCUGGGCCCUGGGCGGGUACGCGGCUGAGAAAGAGGAAAGGCAGCAGUGGGAAAUCAGGGAGCAGAAGAAGAUCACCGACAGCCUGGAGGCCUUGGCCAUGAUCAAGAGGCGGGCGGAGGAGCAGAGAAGAGAGAAGGAAGCUCAGGAGCAAGGGGAGAACCCACCUCCAGACAGUAUGGAUGGGCAGGAAGAGGCUCCUUUGUGUGAGGAAACACAGCAGAAGAUGAAGUUGUUUGUUAAGGAAAGCUUUGAGGUCAAGGACGAGCUGUUUCCUCAAAAGUGUGGUGCAGAAGAGGAGCUGCCUGCAGAAGCAGAGACAGAAGAUCAGGAGCCAGCAGGGAGCCUGCCAGGAGCUGUGCCCCCAGGUAAUGCAGCUGACCACAUGCAGAUGCGGGCCUGUGCCUCAGGGGAGGCUGUGCAGUGCAGGCUGCUGGCAGGUUCCCCAUCCUUGGAUGGGGUUGUGACGCUGGCUUCUUCUCAGCUCCGGAAGUCAACGUUCCAGGUGGUGGCUGCUGAGGAUGUAUUAGUUUUGGAACCUGAAGUGACUGGACCUGAAGAUGUAGACGCUGUGACCCUGGAGACCAAGGAGAAGCUUUUCAUCUGUGACCUGCCUGACUUGGAAGAUGUCGAUGGUACAGAUGUGUCUCUGGAAGACCAGGUGAAGGAAACAUGCUUUCCAAAGAUCCAGGCCAUUUCCUGCUUAAGUGACGACAGUGACCCUGAACUGGAUCACAUUCACUCAGGUGCCCUCUCACAUAUAUUCGCCAUCUCUAAGGACCCCUCAAAAAAGGCCAGAACUCCUUUCACAGACAUAUUUAAGGAAGAAGAAACAAGGAACUUGGAGACCCAAACUGAGGAUAUCACUUCCCUGCAACCACUCAUUCAGGAGCUCAGCGACCGCAAGCUCUCAGGCCAACUACCCAUGCCCCCCAUCUGCAGAACAGACCCUGCACCCACCCCUUCUGGAGAGGAUAAGGAUGGCCACGCACCUGUAGCCUCUCCAUCGGGUAACACACCUGUUCUGCAGAGUCCAAAGCUUUGUGGGGAAAUGCACUGUAGACCAGCUAGCUCUGGGACAGGAUGGGGCAGAGGGAGUGUUUUGAUGACAGACUGUGAGGUCAUUUGUAGAUCACAUUCCAAGUUUAAGACUCUUGAGGCCAGCUGUCCUGUUCUUGUCAACUGAGUUUGGC
Messenger RNA from Castor canadensis (American beaver), 2068 nucleotides. RefSeq names its product dynein axonemal assembly factor 1 (gene Dnaaf1). Gene Ontology annotation, molecular function: dynein complex binding; protein binding. Gene Ontology annotation, cellular component: axoneme. Gene Ontology annotation, biological process: axoneme assembly. Lineage: Eukaryota; Metazoa; Chordata; Mammalia; Rodentia; Castoridae. The record is from RefSeq and is a predicted model, not a curated record.